This is a messenger RNA of Dendronephthya gigantea, 1755 nucleotides long. RefSeq names its product 2'-5'-oligoadenylate synthase 1A-like. NCBI's taxonomy places the organism in Eukaryota, Metazoa, Cnidaria, Anthozoa, Malacalcyonacea, Nephtheidae. The record is from RefSeq and is a predicted model, not a curated record. Gene Ontology annotation, molecular function: double-stranded RNA binding; 2'-5'-oligoadenylate synthetase activity. The transcript is spliced from 9 exons. Gene Ontology annotation, cellular component: nucleoplasm; membrane; cytosol. Gene Ontology annotation, biological process: regulation of ribonuclease activity. The coding region runs from base 162 to 1424 and encodes 420 amino acids.
AGGAUUAUGUCACAGGCUCGAAAAAAUUGUUGAAGCCAAAGAAUCGACUAAUAAGAGGAUAAUUCUUUCAGUUAACAGAGUUGCUGUGUCGUGCUGUUCGUUGUUCUGAAACCGAGCUAAAGUGGGACAGAAGAUAUUCUCCAAAUAUCACAUUCAAGAAAAUGCAAUACCCUUGUGAUGUGUGCGGCGAGUUAUUUGCCGAUCGCUUGUUGUUGGAUCGGCAUAAAAAAAUUUGUACGAAGUCGAAAAACGAGGACGAAAGCUCUCCAUUCAAGUCACUCUUCAAGGGACUGGUCGCAGGAGCAGUUGUACUAGGCGGUAUUGUAUACACGGCAGUAAAAGUAGCCGAGGCAAUUGAAAAACGGAAUUCAGAGAGAGAUUCUGCUUCAACUUCGGGUAUUCAGAGCUACAGGGGUAUAGAACCUAAGGGCAGACUGGAACUUGAGGGCAAACGGGAAUACAGCCCGCCAAGACUGGGCGGAAUUGGUAUACAUCACCUAGACUUUCGCAGCCCGGUAACAGAAACAGAACUUAACACAUUUAUUGAUUGCCAUUUACAACCGACUAAAGAAUUUAACAAUGCGAUACAGUCAACCGUUGGCAAUAUAUGCUUCUUUUUACAGCAACAUAUGAAACCUGAUGAAAUUAUUAAGGGAGGAUCACAGGGAAAGAGGACAGCCGUCAAAGGAAUGUGUGACAUUGAUCUUGUGAUGGUUUUGAAUGAACUGGAAGAUGCAGAAGAUCUCGAAAAAGAACUACCAAGAAUUAGAAAAGAGAUUAGAAGCAAAUUGACACGAUAUGGAGGACCAACUCUAAAGGCAAAGGACUCCAAAUCUGGAUUAAAGUUCAAAGUCAACGGAGAUCACGGACCAAUUAAGGUCGACCUCUUGCCCACGUUUGGAUUUACAGAUCUGCAAACUCUUUACUGUGAAAUGAGAUUCGACAAGAGCCACAGUGAUUUUUAUAGAGCGGCAUUAUCUAAAUGGCAGGUGGACUUUGUUAAGAAGUAUCCAGCCAAUGUGAAAAAUUUAAUUCGUCUGGUCAAAUACUGGAAAAAGAAAAUGGUUGGGAAAUCCCGGAAUGGUCAACGAAUCCCAAAUUCCUACCUUAUGGAACUGAUUACAAUAUAUUACUGGGAAGAAAACACAAGAUAUAGUGAUGGCACAUUUAACACGUUGAAAGCGUUCCAUGGGAUCAUGGAAGCAUUGAAAGACUACCAAUUUCUAAAUAUUUUCUGGACAGAGAACUAUUCUGCAAAAGACAUACCUUCGCAAAUUCUACGUCAACGACCAUUGGUACUUGACCCAGCUAAUCCAACAAACAACGUGUGCAGCGGAUAUCACUGGGAGGAAAUCAGACAAGAAGCAAAAAACGUCCUUAAAAGCGCUAUGAUGGAAGGAGUUUCUUCGUUUAGUUGGAAAUAAACCCAUAAUUAUUCGCCAUUUUUAUCUUUUUCAUUCAUUCCUGACAGGGGCGUAACUAGUAGGAUAAUAAUGGUGUUAAUAUAUGCAGUUCAGCCCGACGGAUUUCGAUUGUAAGCUAUAUAUUGCACUUACAAAAGAAAUCCACUGAUUACUGGCUCUAGAAAGUAAUUAGUCAAACGGAAGACUAUCAAUAACAAAGACGGGCAUUGUCUACACAGUACAGUUCAUAAUUAGAUUUUUCCAUAAAUGAGAAUGACUGCUGAAGAAUAUGUAACAAACACAAGUUCCAUGAUUUAGUUGUCGGGUUAACGACAAGGAAACGAACCGAGGA